AAGACAUUGUGUGACUAAUAAUGUCUUCUAACCCCAAAUGAAACCUUCUUCCUUAAGGUUCUUCUCUUCUUCUUUAUAUAUCUCUUUCACCUCUCACUUUCACUCUCUCCAUCUACAUAUAACACAGUGAGAAAACAGAGCAAAAACAGAGAGAUAUUACGAUGUUUUUCUCUAAGGAUCUUCCUUCACCUACUUCGGUUUUCACAGCUUACGCAUCAAUGGCGGGUUACAUGAUGAUGAUAAGAUCAAUGGCUCACGAGCUAAUCCCAGCUCCCCUCCAAGAUUUCAUCUACAGGACUCUCCGGUCUCUCUUCUUCCGUUCUUCUUCCUCCACUUUGACGCUAACCAUCGAUGACGACAACAUGGGUAUGAACAACGAGAUCUACCGAGCUGCUCAGACUUAUCUCUCCACCAAGAUCAGUCCUGAUGCAGUCAGGCUCAGAAUAAGUAAAGGCCAUAAGGAUAAACAUGUCAACUUGUAUCUCAGCGACGGAGAAAUCGUCAACGAUGUGUACGAAGAUGUGCAGCUAGUAUGGAGGUUUGUUACUGACGGUGGAGACAAGAAAGGAGGCGGCGGAGGAGUAGGAGGAAGAGGAGGAGGAGGAGGAAGAAGAGGUGGUAUGGACGAUGACGGUAAAAGCGAGUACUUCGAGCUGAGUUUCGACAAGAAACAUAAAGAUUUGAUAUUGAACUCUUAUGUGCCUUACAUCGAGAGUAAAGCUAAAGAGAUAAGAGACGAGAGAAGAAUCUUGAUGCUGCAUUCUCUCAACAGUCUUAGAUGGGAAUCAGUUAUUCUUGAACACCCUUCGACCUUUGAGACAAUGGCUAUGGAAGAUGAUCUCAAACGUGACGUCAUCGAGGAUCUUGAUCGGUUCAUAAGAAGGAAAGAGUUUUACAAGAGAGUAGGGAAAGCUUGGAAGAGGGGUUACUUGUUGUACGGUCCACCGGGUACGGGGAAGUCUAGUCUUGUUGCAGCCAUGGCUAAUUACCUCAAGUUUGAUGUUUAUGAUCUUCAGCUUGCGAGUGUGAUGCGUGACUCUGAUCUAAGGAGGCUCUUACUAGCUACACGUAACCGGUCGAUUCUUGUCAUAGAAGAUAUCGAUUGUGCAGUGGAUUUACCCAACAGAAUUGAGCAGCCUGUUGAAGGCAAGAACCGUGGCGAGUCUCAGGUUAGAUUUCUACUAUGAUUGGUUUUGGUUUAGGAUUGGCCAAUUGAACCAAAUUUACCAAAUCGAACCAAACCAAAAUCCGUAUCAACCAAAUUUUAAUUUAGUGUAACAAGACUGACUCUGAUUAGUAUAGAGAAUUUUAGUAUAUUUAAAAUUGUAUUUUUUUUUGUUUUCUAUGAAAAUGUGUGUUUAGGGACCAUUGACGUUAUCGGGGCUGCUGAAUUUCAUAGACGGACUAUGGUCAAGCUGUGGAGACGAGCGGAUUAUAAUAUUCACAACAAACCAUAAAGAUAGGCUUGACCCGGCAUUGCUUAGACCAGGACGUAUGGAUAUGCACAUUUACAUGGGACAUUGCUCUUUUCAAGGAUUCAAGACUUUAGCUUCUAACUACUUGGGUUUGAGUGAUGCUGCGAUGCCACACCGUCUAUUUCCGGAGAUUGAGCGUUUGAUUGACGGGGAAGUAAUGACGCCGGCACAAGUAGCAGAGGAGCUGAUGAAGAGUGAGGAUGCUGACGUGGCGCUAGAGGGUUUGGUGAAUGUUUUAGAGAAAAUGAGGCUAAAAUCUAAGGAAUCGAAUCCGGUGAUGAUGAAGCAGAAAGAGAGUAGACUGGAGAUGGAGGAGAUGAGACUAAAGAGUGAUACUGAGGGUUCUCCGAGGAAGAACAGCAAAAGAUUUAAGAAGCUUGUAUUGUUUUGGACAUAAUCCAUUAAUUAGUUCAAAUAAGAUUAUGAGGAAGCAAACAAAAAUAGACGUAUAAGAGGCUAAUUACAACUCUUUAAGUGUUUUUUAAAAGAAAUUUCUUGUAUGUUUAUUUUCUAGGGUUGUGAACCAUUGUAAGACCCAUUAAGAGAUAUGGAACUUUAUUUUUCCUUAAAGUAAGAAACUAUAUAUUGAGAUA
Messenger RNA from Arabidopsis thaliana (thale cress), 2068 nucleotides. Its product is annotated as P-loop containing nucleoside triphosphate hydrolases superfamily protein. Gene Ontology annotation, cellular component: membrane. The coding region runs from base 162 to 1187 and encodes 341 amino acids. The record is from RefSeq and is marked reviewed. Gene Ontology annotation, molecular function: ATP hydrolysis activity; ATP binding. Gene Ontology annotation, biological process: response to stress. The transcript has a single exon. NCBI's taxonomy places the organism in Eukaryota, Viridiplantae, Streptophyta, Magnoliopsida, Brassicales, Brassicaceae.